AUGGAGGGAAGGAGACUGGACAAACUAGAUCGCGAUCAACAUCGGAGAGGGAACCUCGACAGAGUGUACUCUGGCAGGCACCUGGAUGAUCAGUCGGUCUACCAUAGCGAUGACGACGCUCCUGAAGCCAAUGCAGUAGAUUCGUCUGCAAAGGAUGAUGAUGAGAAGCAGGGAACCCCCGUGCUUGAAGUUAGAGCAGGAAUCUUGAAUGAACGCGACACUGAUUUGGAAGCGGCUGCUCGCGAUCAGAGUACGCUGGAAAAGUCACGAACGGCCAAGUCUGACAGAUCUCGGGAUCCUAAACUGGUAACAUGGGAUGGCCCCGAUGACCCUGAGAACCCUAAGAAUUGGACAAACAAGAAAAAAUGGGCUGCUAUUAUCACGGUCUCCCUCUUCACUUUCAUCUCCCCAGUAUCUUCGUCCAUGGUUGCCCCUGCGUUGCCGUCGAUUGCAAGCGAAUUUCAUAUCGAGGACCAGGUGUCUUCCCAGCUUACUCUGUCCAUUUUCGUGUUGGCCUAUGCCGUCGGACCUCUGUUUCUGGGGCCGCUUUCAGAGAUCUACGGAAGAGUUAUCGUUCUGCAAUUGUCCAACUUGUUCUAUCUCGUGUUCAACAUCGCAUGCGGCGUCUCGCGAACUAAGGGGCAGAUGAUCGCUUUUCGAUUUCUGUCUGGCCUUGGAGGCAGUGCUCCGUUAGCUGUUGGUGGAGGUGUGCUUUCGGACUGUUUUAAACCAGAAGAGCGCGGAAAAAGUGUUGCAAUCUACAGUCUUGCUCCGCUCCUUGGUCCAGCUGUCGGUCCUAUAGUCGGUGGCUUCAUUUCUCAAGACACCACCUGGCGAUGGGUCUUUUAUGCCACCUCCAUUGCCGACGGAGUCAUCCAAUUCGGGGGGCUAUUCUUCCUCCGUGAAACAUACGCACCCAAGAUUCUGAAAUGGAGAGCAGAGCGGAUCCGAAAGGAGACGGGUGAUUCGGCGUACCAGACUGAAACCGAGCGACAGAACAAAACCCUUUCGCAAACGAUGCGGACUGCGCUGGUGCGGCCGUUCCGCCUCUUGUCCACCCAGCCCAUCGUUCAAGUCUUGGCGCUGUACAUGGCCUUUAUUUAUGGGACGAUGUACCUUGUCCUUUCGACGUUCAGCUCUCUGUGGACAGGUGUUUACAAUGAAUCUACGGGUAUUGGUGGUCUGAACUAUAUCUCCCUUGGCUUGGGAUUCUGGCUGGGCUCUCAGAUAUGCGCUCCACUGAAUGACCGCAUCUAUCGCCGGCUCAAAGCCCGUAAUAACAACGUCGGCAGGCCCGAAUUUCGAGUACCUCUUUUGGUUGUGGGCGCUUUCCUCACCCCAGUGGGUCUAUUUAUCUAUGGCUGGACCGCUCAGUUUCGCCGCCACUGGAUCGCCCCUAACAUUGGUGCCUGUCUCUUCGGUGCUGGGAACAUCAUCGCCUUUCAGUGCAUCCAGACCUACAUGGUGGAUACAUACACGAGAUUCGCUGCCAGCGCCCUAGCCGCGGUGGCUUUCUUGCGUUGCAUAUGUGGAUUCGCCUUUCCACUAUUUGCACCGUACAUGUACAACGCGCUGCACUACGGAUGGGGUAAUAGUUUGUUAGCUUUUGUGUCUAUUGGUCUGGGGAUACCGGCGCCUAUAUUCCUCUGGAAAUAUGGAGAGAUUCUGCGCAAGCGCAGUCCAUAUGCGGCGGGUUAG
Messenger RNA from Aspergillus lentulus, 1698 nucleotides. The record is from RefSeq and is a predicted model, not a curated record. Lineage: Eukaryota; Fungi; Ascomycota; Eurotiomycetes; Eurotiales; Aspergillaceae.